CAUCCAUGGACAUCGCCGUCACAAGCUACUGGAAGACGUGCAGCAUUUUCUUCUUUGCGAUGAUGGGUCUCAUUGGUCGCAGGCCUGCCACCCUCCUACUCGCGAUAGGUAGGACUUCAGCCUGCGAAUGCCCGCUCAGACUUCCGGCCGUCGGUGAUCAGGCAGAAGCGCUUUGCGCUGAGGGCUGAGUCGGACAUCAGUGAAAUACAGCUCGUCUUCUUAACCUCAAAGAUAUAGUACACUCUUCUACGGCGGAUUCUUCAAGAUUUAGAAAGAAUGGUGCGUACACGAUCACAGGCCGCCAGAGCCGCGAAACCGCACGAUAGUACCCACGACGCCAAUUCCGAGACGCUACCACAUGAAGCAGUGAUACGGACCGUCGAAAUCGAUGCCGAGUCGACUGAUUCGUUCGAUACCGUCCCUCCCAUAUACACGAUAGAUCUCUCGCUCCCGCCCGAGCAACGAUAUGUUCAGGUCGCAAAGGACUAUAAGCUUGUAAUCGAAGGCCUGACACACAUCUUCGAUGACCUGCUCGAAUCGGUCAAGCUUCCGAAGAAGUUGUUCCACUUCGUUGCGCGCCUCAUCCUCCGAAAGCUUCACAGCAAGGAGCAGACGGCCGAACUCGCGGGCAUCUCCAAGGUUACCGAGGUGCCCAUGUACCUCUUGGUCGCAUACAACGUCCUGCUGGACCUGUUCAUGGGAUGUACAAGUGGGGGGAUACCCGUCAAAGAGCGGGGCAAACGGGAGAGUAAAAUCAUGCAUUUCCGGACGUUGGACUGGGGCAUGCCGCAGCUCAAGGAAGCCAUCGCGCAGUUUGAGUUCAAAGAGAAGCCAGAUGGAGAGGUCGUUGCGCGGACGAUCAACUACGUGGGCUUCGUGGGCGUCGUGACGGGUGUGACCAAGGGCCUCAGCUUGUCCCUGAAUUUCCGACCGUACCACAACGACGACCGCUCGACGUGGUCGAACUGCAAGUUUUACGGGCAUAUUCUGAUGGUUCUGCUCGGGCUUCGACCAUGUAUCGCUGCACACCUGAGGGAUGUCAUGCUCCCACCAUCGAGGGCGCCGCGCACCAAGAACCGCAAGCGGAAAAAUAGGGAGGACGACACUCCUGGCUAUGCACUCACGGAUAUGACCCGAGAGAUUCCUCCGGUCCCCAGCCACAUCCUGGCCAACAUCGCGCGCGACUUCCCUUCCAUUCCCACCACCGCGGCCUACCUCACUUUCUGCUCAGGCGCGCAAACCAUCGUACUCGAGAAAGACCGCGUAACAGCCAACAUCGUCUGCUCAGAUACUUUCGUUACCGUCACUAACCACGACGUCUCCUACGAAUCGCUCUCGACCAAUGCGCAAGCAGCCCACGCCGCUCACGCAAAGACUCACCACUUCGGCAUAGGAAUGAAAGAGCUUGUGGAUGAGAGCAUGGAUAGAAAGGGGUGCAUGGUUGCGAAGUGGGAGAAGAGGUGUAGAAGGUUGAGGCAGAGGGGGAGGGGAGGGCCAAAAGGUGAUCAAGAGGGAGUGGAGCUGCAGGAGUUGAAGCGGUGGUUGUUGGAUUACCCGGUUACGAAUGGGGAGACGCAUUUCGUGACGAUCAUGGAUCCUGCCGAAGGGGUGUUCAGGUGGGUGAGGUCUUUCGAGAAAAGCUUGUUUGAGGAGAGUGACGAAGGGGGUGAGUGAGCGUAGGGUUGGCUCCUCGGCCAUGGGGAAGGAUGAUGUUCAUGGGGAACUGAAGGUGAUGAUCAUCUAAUUUCUAAUAUAUGCCACCACGUCACAGGCCACCGUCUCUCAUUAGCUCUUAUCCUCCGUAUGCCCAUAUAUAAACCCCCUCGCCCACUUCCUAACUCUUUUU
Molecule: messenger RNA, 1846 nt
Organism: Trematosphaeria pertusa
Lineage: Eukaryota; Fungi; Ascomycota; Dothideomycetes; Pleosporales; Trematosphaeriaceae
Exons: 1
Coding region: 277-1674 (465 amino acids)
Molecular function (GO): hydrolase activity, acting on carbon-nitrogen (but not peptide) bonds
Source: RefSeq, a predicted model, not a curated record